This is a messenger RNA of Cavia porcellus (domestic guinea pig), 1232 nucleotides long. It is a transcript of the gene Ube2i, whose product is annotated as ubiquitin conjugating enzyme E2 I. Gene Ontology annotation, biological process: protein sumoylation. The transcript has 7 exons. Bases 195 to 671 code for a protein of 158 amino acids. Gene Ontology annotation, cellular component: nucleus. Gene Ontology annotation, molecular function: SUMO conjugating enzyme activity. The record is from RefSeq and is a predicted model, not a curated record. NCBI's taxonomy places the organism in Eukaryota, Metazoa, Chordata, Mammalia, Rodentia, Caviidae.
CGUCGACGCCAGGGUUCGACGCUCCACUCCCCGCUCCGUACUCAGGUCGGGCCGCAAGGCCACCCCGGUGUGGCCGGACCUGGAUUGCAGGCCUCCCAUCUCCCGGCCUCCCUCCCGCGGCCUCUUGCCGCCCGCUCGCUGUCGCCGUCUUCCUGUUCGCGGCCCUCGCCUGCCGCCGCUUCGGGACUUUGAAUAUGUCGGGGAUCGCCCUCAGCAGACUUGCCCAGGAGAGAAAAGCUUGGAGGAAAGAUCACCCAUUUGGCUUUGUGGCUGUCCCUACCAAGAAUCCCGACGGCACAAUGAACCUGAUGAACUGGGAGUGCGCCAUCCCAGGGAAAAAGGGGACUCCCUGGGAAGGAGGCUUAUUCAAGCUGCGGAUGCUUUUCAAAGAUGAUUAUCCAUCCUCACCACCAAAAUGUAAAUUUGAGCCACCACUCUUCCACCCGAAUGUGUACCCCUCAGGCACAGUGUGCCUGUCCAUCCUGGAGGAGGACAAAGACUGGAGGCCAGCCAUUACGAUCAAACAGAUCUUAUUAGGAAUACAGGAACUUCUAAAUGAACCAAAUAUCCAAGACCCAGCUCAAGCAGAGGCCUACACGAUCUACUGCCAAAACAGAGUGGAAUAUGAGAAAAGGGUUCGAGCACAAGCCAAGAAGUUUGCACCCUCGUAAGCAGCGGCCCUGUGGCUCUGCAGAAAGGAAGGGAUUGGUUUGGCAAGAACUCGUUUACACCUUUUGCAAAUCUAGAGUCGCUCAUACGGUCACUAGUCGCCUGGGAGGGCUGGGCGGGCGCCAUCUCCAUUCCCGCCACUGGCAUACAGUUUUCAUCCGCUGAAUCACCCCGUUUUCAUACAGGGUCUCUUCCUUCAGUCUUUUGUAUUUUUGAUUGUUAUGUAAAACUUGCUUUUAUUUUAAUAUUGAUGUCAGUAUUUCAACUGCUGUAAAAUUAUAAACUUUUAUACUUGGGUAAGUCCCCUAGGAGCUAGUCCUAUGCUCUCGGAGGCAGGCAUGCUUCCCACCGCUCAGAGCUGUCUGUAGCCUCUAGCUGGCUGUACGAGAAGAAAAUCACUUGCCCCUCCUGCCCCUCAUACAGUCUCCUCAAAACCUGGGCUGUGUUGCUUAUGAGCCUCAGAUCCAAAGUCAGCUAGUGUCUCAAUUCUGCAUCACUUCCUUUGUGUUUAUAUGGCGUUUUGUCUGUGUUGCUGUUUAGAGUAAAUAAACUGUUUAUAUAAA